Messenger RNA from Dothidotthia symphoricarpi CBS 119687, 1402 nucleotides. RefSeq lists its product as uncharacterized. Bases 479 to 1402 code for a protein of 307 amino acids. The transcript is spliced from 3 exons. Lineage: Eukaryota; Fungi; Ascomycota; Dothideomycetes; Pleosporales; Dothidotthiaceae. The record is from RefSeq and is a predicted model, not a curated record.
GGCGCUUUGAGUUGAGCUUUGCUUCUUUGCACAUAACUCUUUGGUACAAAUUGGAGUUGGCAGACAAACGUCUCCCUGCAGCAAAAAAACUGCCAUCGCUGUUUUCCGUACAUGCAGCUCAAAGCCAGACCGAUUAGCGAUGACCACACUCUCCACUUCCCCAUAAAUCCCUGCAUCUAUCCCGCCCUACCCCGGUCAAAUCUGUGCCACACAGACGUCAUCGCGAGGGAGGUGUGGGCCGGUAAAACGUCCCAUCUCGUGUGGGAAACAGGUUGAAGCUCCUGUGGCGCCGAAAAGCAUCAUCUCGCCAUCAUCUUGUACAUCCAUCCUGGAAAAAACACACACCCUUGACACUGUUGGAUUGAGAAACCUUUCUACUUGUCAGUGAACUACGCAGAUUGAGCCUUAUCAUCCUCGUAUUCCCAAUUUACCGCAGCUUUUGUAUUCUAUUCAUCAGCUUCUAGACUACAACGCAAAUAUGGCUGGAUUCAUACAAAACAUCAUCUGGAACUCGGUCGAAGGGUUCGUCGAAGCCGGGAAGCGGUCUGCCGGCGAAUAUGCAGGCAACGCGCUGAUAAAAGUCGGUGACGUUGUGGAGAAUACGGGACGGAGUGUAGGCACAGGCAUCGAGCGCAAAGCUACAUCCUAUGGCUCUUCGCUCUCGGGCCAAACCUACCAAGCUGCCCCGAAAGCGCUGCCCUCCACGGCCCGCAAGCCGGCUGUCAAGCGCUCGAAUUCGCUGCCUGCGUCGAGUAAACCGAUGGCGGGUGUGAAGAGUAUUGGCCCGACGUCCAAGACGCCGAUUGGAGCGAACAAGUAUCCUGGGGCUAAUCAGGUCAAUGGUGCGACGAAGAGGGUUACGAAUGGAGUGGGUGGAGCGAAGAGUGCCGUUGGAGGUGUGACUGGCGGCGUUGUGGGAGGCGCGCAGAAGAGCAUUGGAGGCGUGACUGGCGUAACGAAUGGCGCCACGAAGACCGUAGGAGGCGUAACAAACGGAGCUUCAAAGACUCUCGGGGGCGUUACAAAUGGAGCCUCGAAGACCCUCGGAGGCGUAACAAACGGCCUCUACAGCGGCGCCCAAAAGCCCCUCGGGGCCCUCCCCAAACCCUACCCCAACAGCACCCCAGCAAAAUCCACAAGGUCCGCCAGCCUCCCUCGACCAUACCCCAACGUCUCAUCCGCCUUUCCCUCCGCAGCGAAGAACACGGUCGUCAAGCCCGGCCAGCCGAAGCCCUUCCAGGCGCCGGCAACGAAGCAACCCGAUGCGGCUACGCCGUACCCGGGGACGAAUACACUGCCUGGCCAGGCGAGUAAGACGCCUGUCAAGCCAAGAUAUACGCCUGCACCGCGGUUGGGGUCGCAGGUUAAGCCGGGACAGAAGAUGAACCAUAUUGCUGUUUGA